Thlaspi arvense is the source of this 390-nucleotide messenger RNA. The record is from the annotation of a GenBank genome assembly. Lineage: Eukaryota; Viridiplantae; Streptophyta; Magnoliopsida; Brassicales; Brassicaceae.
AUGGGAAAUUGUGCACUAAAGCCAAAAGUUCUGUCGGAAGCCGGAGCUCCGGCACCGGAGGAGCUUAAGGAUUCACUUCUUGAAGAUCAGAAGAUCGACGCUGCGAAAUCUCUUAGCAACUUGUUCCUUCAAGACAAGGCAGAUAAGAAAAGUAAAGAGGACGAGAUGACAACACCGGAAAAGAUGCCGGUAGCUGAGGAUCUGAAAACAGCUUUUGCUGAUGCAAAAUCUCCAACAACAGAGGAAAAAUCUCCGGCAACGGAGACAGAAGCUCCAGCUGAAAAUCAGAAGGUUAUGAACGAAGAGGCCAUUCGUGGCCAGAAAGUGAUCGACGAUGCGACUGUGAAAGAGACAGAAACAGAGGCGAAGCCAGAGGAAGUCAGAAAAUAA